AUGAACGCCGGUGUUAGUGGAUACGGGGGCUACAGCGACGCGCCGCUGACGCGCGACUACGCGUCCGGCUCGGUACUGAAACACAGCCUGCGACAGCUCAACUUCCACGGCAUGUGGCCGCUGCCAGGUUCCUGGCGUUUCCACGCCUUCAGCGCCACUGUGUUCGCGCUGGGCGUCGGCAACUUCUCGCAGAUCGUUCUCGGCGUCUACUCCAGCUGGGGCGACCUGCAGGAGCUCACCAUGGCCUUCUCCAACACCUUCACCGUCUUCAGCGGCAUCCUGAAGAUGACGCACUUCCUGAGGAACCGCCGCCGCUACUGCGCCCUGGUCCGCCUCACCGACAACCUCGCCGCCUUGCAGCAGACACACUGCGAGGUUGACGACGGCUUGGCGGCCAUCUCCCGCGACUCGCUGAAAGUCGCUUAUCGCCUCCCGCUCGCCGUCUACGCCUAUAUCGCACUGCUGUGUGUCAUUUGGUUCCCCAUGCCGCUCAUCGUGGAGCCUCACAGUCAGAAACUGCCCUUCAUACAGCUUCAUUACUGGAUUAAUCGGACGAGUUUUCCUGUUUACGAAACUUCGUUUCUUCUGCAGGACAUUUCUUCCUUCUUCUUCAUCUUCAUCAGCACUGGCUUGGACUGUUUCUUCGCGGUCAUCAUGGUCCACGUCACGCUUCAGCUGAAGCUGCUAGUUUAUCGCAUUAGUGAUAUUAGAUUACGUGACGCAUCCGCGAUUGCUGACGUGUCUGAGGUUCGCCACGGCUACGAUGACAAUGAAGCGCACGAAGCAAUGUACAAAGAACUGUGUCUCUGCAUCGAGACCCACCAGAAAAUCUUAGGGUUUGUAAAGUACCUGGAGAGUGUCAUGAAUCCCAUUGCUCUUACACAGUUCGUAUUCAGUGUGUUGGCUGCUUGCGUGACACUGUUCCAAGAGACAUACAAUCCAGACAUAAGCGCUGUGUUCAAGUGCGCGUCUUACCUGCCGACACCCGGAGCUCAGGUGUUCCUCUACUGUUGGGGCGCACACAACAUCAUGGAGCAGGGGGAGGAGGUGUCCGCAGCCGCCUACGACAGUUCUUGGUUCGACGCAAACGCUCGCUUCAAGCGCAGCAUGAGGAUCCUGAUGUGCCGCGCCCAGAAGCCACUGUUACUCACAGCGGGACGGAUGUACCCAAUCAGCAGGGCUACGUUUGUGUGGCUGGUGAACGCCUCGUACAAGUACUACGCGCUGCUGCGGCAGCUCCACAGCCGGGACAGCCAGAGGAGCUAG
This is a messenger RNA of Schistocerca gregaria, 1266 nucleotides long. RefSeq names its product odorant receptor Or2-like. Lineage: Eukaryota; Metazoa; Arthropoda; Insecta; Orthoptera; Acrididae. Gene Ontology annotation, biological process: detection of chemical stimulus involved in sensory perception of smell; sensory perception of smell. The transcript is spliced from 5 exons. The record is from RefSeq and is a predicted model, not a curated record. Gene Ontology annotation, molecular function: olfactory receptor activity; odorant binding. Bases 1 to 1266 code for a protein of 421 amino acids. Gene Ontology annotation, cellular component: plasma membrane.